AUGAACGGCGUCCCGACGUUGAGGAACUUGGAGAGGACGAGGAGGGAGACCGCGCCGACGACGCGCGCGCGGUGCUCGGGUUCGCCCUCGGGCCAGACGUACGGGAGCACCGAUCGGAUGAUCUUCCAGUCGACGUCCUUCUCCGCCUCCGCGACCGCGGCUCUCGCGCCCGCGACCGCGGCGGCGGACGGCGGCGGCGGCGUCGUCGACGUCGUCUUCGCGGCGUCGUCGUUCGCGGCGCUCGCCGCGGAGGAGGACGACAGGAGGCGGCGUCGGAGACGCGAGCGGUCGAACGACGACGGAGACGCGUUCGAGGACGCGCGACGAAGGCGGCGACUCGACGCCGACGCCGACGGCGACGGCGACGGCGCGCGCGACGCCGCGCGCGACGCGCCGCUCGACUCGAGCGCGAGGAGUCGACGCAGAGGGCUCGUCUCGGCCGCGACCGCCCAUCGCUGGUGCGCGGAGGAGAACCCGCGACGCGUCGUCGACGAAAAAACAGCAUCGAUCGCGGCCGCCGAGGAGGACGUGGACGCGCUCGCCGCCGCGGCCGAAGACGCCGCGAUCGCGGCGGCGCGGCGGCCGAUUUCCCGCGCGGACAUCCUCCGCGCGCGCGUCGGCGGGCCCAGUGAAGAGGGACGCGCGUCCGGAGCUCUGGAGGCGGCUCUGGCGCCGGCGGCAGUGCAGAGGCGGGAAACAACAACAUCGAUCCGACGAAAAAACACCAUCGGAAUAAACGCAUCGCUUCGCUUCGUCGACGGACGCGGGGAACGCACACCGCAUGGCGCCGGCGAAGGACGCCGCGGCGUCGCUGGACCUCCUCACGAGGUCCGCGAGCGCGUCCGCGCCCGCGAACGGAGGAGGAGGCGAGCGCGAGCGGACGCGCGAGGAGGGCGAAGACGACGGACGACGACGAGGGCGAGGGAGGUCGUCGAGAUCUGA
Messenger RNA from Micromonas pusilla CCMP1545, 942 nucleotides. RefSeq lists its product as uncharacterized. Lineage: Eukaryota; Viridiplantae; Chlorophyta; Mamiellophyceae; Mamiellales; Mamiellaceae. The record is from RefSeq and is a predicted model, not a curated record. Bases 1 to 942 code for a protein of 313 amino acids. The transcript has a single exon.